Molecule: messenger RNA, 833 nt
Organism: Cuscuta europaea
Lineage: Eukaryota; Viridiplantae; Streptophyta; Magnoliopsida; Solanales; Convolvulaceae
Source: the annotation of a GenBank genome assembly
GGCGGGCAUCAGAAAGUCUACUCUUUUCUUAUCCCUUCCUCGAUUUAUGUCUAAUGCCAGAAACUGUCCAUCCUUCCGGACCAAUCCGAUCUCCUCCCACAGUCUUUCCAGGCCGUAUUUGAGUUCUACAUCGCGCUUAUACUCUUAUAACGUUGAUAUCGACCUCUCUGACGAAGAGGCCAAAAGGCGCUUAUUCAACAUGCUUGUAUAUAGGAGCAAACAGAGAGGGUACCUAGAGCUGGACCUCAUUCUGGGUAAUUGGGUGGAGAAUCAUAUACAUUCUAUGGAUGCAAAUGGAAUCAAGGCACUUGUUCACGUUCUUGAUGCGGAGAAUCCAGAUCUGUGGAAGUGGUUGACAGGUCAGGAGCAAGCUCCAGAUUCAAUAAGAACCAAUCAUGUGUUCACUGCUGUACAUGAAAAGGUCCUAAACAACCUCGACAAACACGCGUCCCCUGAGACUCACGCCAUUCCCGGACAGGAAUGGGUGAGAGGGUGGGAUGAUUUCAAAAGGGGUCGGGAUGGGCCUAUAGUUGGGAAUCAGUAGCACUUUUUUGUGGUUGCUUGCUUGAGAUCAAGUGUGUAUGAAUAAAAAAAAUGUUGUGUGAUAAUGUGAUAUACGUAAUAUAUAGAAGAAUAACAUAUACUCCGUAGUACUUAUGUCAUUUCAUUUGAAUUUUCUGUAAGAUUUUAAGUGACAUAUAAAAGACUAUACUAACAUCCUUUUAGCUCUGAGCAAUUGAAUCUCAAUCUAGUAGGGGUGACAUUGAUCGUGUCCGAUCAUCCAAAGGUAGAAAUCUUAAUGGUAACAGUCAUACUAGUCAUCUACCGGUUUG